Messenger RNA from Pollicipes pollicipes, 1702 nucleotides. RefSeq lists its product as uncharacterized. The transcript is spliced from 7 exons. The record is from RefSeq and is a predicted model, not a curated record. Bases 77 to 904 code for a protein of 275 amino acids. Lineage: Eukaryota; Metazoa; Arthropoda; Thecostraca; Pollicipedomorpha; Pollicipedidae.
GCUGGGCACCGAGGAGGGUGCCCUGUGGCCUGUGGCCUGUGCCUUGUGUCGUCCUGAGACCGCCCUGGUGAGAGCCAUGCCGGGGGAGGACAGCGAGGCAGCCGGCGGUCCUGCAGUUCGGAUCGUGGCUGAUGACGGCGACGCGUCUCCCCCGUGUCCCCGCUCGGCACAGCCGAGCCCGCCGGCGUCCUGGGCGCUCUCUCCAGCGCCGGACGGGUCCGCGCAGGGCGGCGGUCUGACGUCGGGCCACGACAUCUGCCGCGCCAGGUCUGCGCCAGACCAGAGGUCAGGCCGUCUGCUUGUUAGGUGCCCAGACCCGGGGUUUUACCGGUCCGAGUUCCGAUCCACCGAGGACAUGAUGAUGGGCAGCAGGUACAACGUGCGCGACUUCACCGACGACUUCAGCGCCAUGGACCCCAGUCAGUUCCACUUCUACGACUUCGGGAUUCAGGACUUCCUGGUCAUGAAGCGGCACACGACCGUGGAGCUGGACGACGAGCCGGAGGGGAUGCAGCAGGGCGACUACAACCAGGGCAUGAGUAUCUCCCCCGGCCCCUACCUCAGCGACUCGGAUCUGUCUGUCACCAGCAUCGAACUCUCCCCAGAGCAGGUGCUGUGGGAGAAGAAGCUGACCGAAGAGGCGUCCAUCCUGAAGAACUGCCUGCUGCGGCGUGGCCGGCGGCAGACCAACUCCUCGCACGAGGUCGGCCGGGGCCGCGUGCGCGUGCUCAGCCGACGCGCCACUGAGAACUGCUUCGGUCUGCAGACCAAUGCGGCCAGCAAGAAGGUGCUCAUCCGACCUGUAUCCGUCACAGAACUGGGCAGGCAGGGUGAUGAGGGGGAGAGCUGCCGGCUGGACAUCGGCGAAGACUGUGGCAGCGGCUGCAGCCUCAGCAGCGGCUAGCCGGGGGCGCCACCGUGUCACCUCGACCGCACCAGGCCAGACAGGAACUGGCCUUCACGGCCAUUUGGAUCAAGCGCUGGAUUCUUCGAACCGACAGCCGCCAACAGCGUCAGUAACCCACUUGCUUGUCAGACCGGCAACAUCCGGCGUCGUCGGUAAUGCCCUGGAGUUGUCAGACUGGCACCGAUCUGGCAGCGUCCUAGGCCCGCUGUGUGAGGACGGCAGAUCUGGCAGCACCAGGCGUCGCCGGUUCUCGUCACGCUGGCAGCUCCAGCGGCGUCACGUGCGUCUGUACCCGUCAAACCGAGCGCUCUGACGGGGCUGUGUGUGUGUUCUGGAUCUGUCACACUCCUGCUCCAGCGGUGACACGUGUGUCGCAGUUCUGGCAAUUUGCCAUGUCUGGCAAUAGCGUCCGUUUUUUAAACCCUGCCAGGAAGCUCAUUCCUCGGAUGCCCGCACUUCCCUCCAGGUUGAAGGCAGGUACCGCCAUGUAUUAUCUAAGCGAUGAGUGUGUCCUUAAGUCCCUAUGAAAGCGCCUGGGAAGCCCUCGCAGCCAUGCGUGCUGUUGGCCUGUCAAGCUCACAGCUCUCUCAUCGCCAGGCAGGCGACACGAGCGUGGGAAGGUUGGACACUGGCUCAUGGAAUAUUGGGCGCUUCCCGAAGCUGUUCGUUCGGCGUCAGUUUUGUUCAAGAAAUGUGCAUUCGAUUAUAAUUUGUUGUGCCUUGUGUUUGCUGGAUGCAUGCGGCUUAGCAGGGCUUGUCUUAGUUAAGCGAUGACAGCUGUAUUGGUGUGGACGU